AGCUGCCGCAGGACACCAUGAAGCUGCUACCAGUGUUGGAGCCUGGAGGCAAGCCCAGGAAAGCAACAUGGUACACCUUGACCCCCCCUGGAGAUGGCCCCUGUGCUCGGGUUGGCCACAGCUGUUCAUAUUUACCCCCAGUCGGUGACGCCAAGAGAGGGAAGGUCUUCAUUGUUGGGGGAGCAGAUCCAAACAGGAGCUUCUCAGAUGUGCACACCAUGGAUCUGGGAACACACCGGUGGGAUUUGGCUGCCGCGGAGGGCCUUUUGCCCCGUUACGAGCAUGCCAGCUUCAUUCCCUCUUGUGCACCUCAUACCAUCUGGGUGUUUGGAGGUGCUGACCAGUCAGGAAAUCGAAAUUGCCUACAAGUUCUGAAUCCUGAAACGAGGACUUGGACAAUGCCAGAGGUGAUCAGCCCUCCACCAUCUCCAAGGACAUUCCACACAUCCUCUGCAGCCAUUGGAAACCAGCUGUAUGUCUUUGGGGGCGGAGAGAGAGGUGCCCAGCCUGUGCAGGAUGUGAAGCUGCAUGUGUUUGACGCAAACACUCUGACCUGGUCACAGCCAGAGACACUUGGCAAACCUCCAUCCCCCCGGCAUGGUCAUGUAAUGGUGGCAGCAGGGACAAAGCUCUUCAUCCAUGGAGGCUUGGCAGGGGACAAAUUCUAUGAUGAUCUCCAUUGCAUUGAUAUAAGUGACAUGAAGUGGCAGAAGCUAAGUCCCACUGGGUCAUCUCCCACAGGCUGUGCUGCCCACUCAGCUGUGGUUGUGGGGAAACACCUGUAUAUCUUUGGAGGGAUGACUCCCACAGGAGCCCUGGAUACAAUGUACCAGUAUCACAUAGGUGAGCAGGUGUUCACUGUGGGUCUUUAA
Messenger RNA from Odobenus rosmarus divergens (Pacific walrus), 872 nucleotides. RefSeq names its product Rab9 effector protein with kelch motifs (gene RABEPK). The record is from RefSeq and is a predicted model, not a curated record. The coding region runs from base 18 to 872 and encodes 284 amino acids. Gene Ontology annotation, molecular function: protein binding. Lineage: Eukaryota; Metazoa; Chordata; Mammalia; Carnivora; Odobenidae. The transcript is spliced from 7 exons.